GCCGUCGCAAAACGCUCACCAGUCUCCGCCUUUUCUAACGGGAGGAAUCGACGAGACUCGACCCCAAAUCGAAUUUCCCUUACAUUUGUCCGUCCCGUUUAGAGCGGAAAUUUUGAUGUAUGUUCGCUUGCGGUCGCUGGUUUGUUCUGUUUACAGACCGUUGGUAAUGAGUGAAUUUCUUGACGAAAAGCAUAAUCUACGCUUGUUCGUGUGAUGUAGGAAUCCGUCAUGCAGGCCUGAGGCUAUGUAGUAGGCUACUUCGAACUGGGUAGGAAAGCCAAGGAUGUGGAUUUGGUAUAUUUUGCUAACUUCUGGGCCAGGACCUAACUUGGCUGGCAGCCAGCCUCCCCCAGGAAACACCAUCACCGCCGCUACCUGCAGCAUUCCAGGCAAUUUCACGUGUGAAGAUGGACAGUGUGUCCCUGGAGCUGUGCGCUGUGAUGGACAGCCUGACUGCUUUGACAAUAGUGAUGAGAAGGGCUGCUCCAGGGUGAGGUCCAAAUGCUCCCCGACUUUCUUCCCAUGUGCCAAUGGCAUCCACUGCAUCAUCGGGCGGUUCCGCUGCAACGGCUUCCCAGACUGUCCAGAUGGCAGCGACGAGCACGAGUGCGUCGAUAACGCUGACCUCUGCGCGAGUGCCAGCAGGUUCCACUGCAACAACGGCCGCUGUGUUCACUUCAGCUUCCUGUGCAACCGUGAAGACAACUGCAGGGACAACAGCGAUGAAGAGAACUGUGAGGUCACUACAGUUGCGGCCCCUCAUCGAGACCUGUCCCACCUGGACUAUUCGGGCAUGACCGGGGUGGUCACUUGCUGCGCCCUCUUCAUCGGCCUGCUCUCCGCUCUGUUCGGCCUGGUCCUGCACCACCAGCGCAAGCGCGGCAUCCUGACCGGCCACGGGACCCAGGCCCGGCACCACCAGCCGCUGCUGCUGUCCCAUUUCGUCAUCCUGGACCCGGGGUACCCGCGCCUGUCCCCUCCCUCCACCGCGCCCUCGAGCCCCAGCCCUUUCUCCUGCAGUCCACAGGCCCGUCCGCUCCCUGCUGGGUCUCCACCGUCAUACUCGGAGGCAGCGCUGGACUCCAGCUAUCCAUCCUGGUUUGACCUUCCACCUCCCCCCUAUCUGCCCCAGACGACCCCAGAUCUGCCCACGUAUGAAGCCUCUGUGGAGCAUCUAGAGACUCCCACUCACGGCAGCCCAGCACACAGCCCUCCCGACGCAAACCCACUCAGGGAUUAGCACUUGAGCAGGAACUCAGCAGGAAACUCGGCACUCUCAAGCACGUAGAGGAGUGGAUCCGUGCCCAAUAGCACUCUCAUGUCUUCAAAAUAUCUUUUUGAAACUCAAUUUGUUUUGUUUUUCCUCGCUGACAGUUAACUCUUCCAACAGCAUCACUAUCUGAAAUGUGAUGGUUGAACGGUUGUAGUGUGAAGGAUGGAAAGAAGGAAUGAGGAAUAUGACUGAAAAUGACUGUUUGUGUGAUUCACACAAGAAAUGCUUCUUCUCUAUCAUUCUCUUUCUUGUUAAAUCAUGAAGAAUGCACACUGUGCCAUAUUAUGUUUGAUAACUGCAAACUACUUACAGUAGUGUUACUAUUCCACUGCCACAAGCAGGCAACAAAAGAGACUGUAUAAAGUAAAUAAUGAGGAAAUACAGAAUACAAUUGUAACAACUGGAAAAAGUAAACGUGGCAAGGACUUCAUCUGUAUGAUUGUACUGCUCCCUAGUGGACUUUCUGAUAUUGCAUGAGUCUUGAGAGGGGGCCUGACCAGCUGUGUAAAAUGGACAUUCUGUUGAAUAACAGAGCUAUAGAAAUUCCAGAUAUGUGUUAAACUCUUACACCACUGGGACUGUACAUUUUUUUCGAGUUGACUGUACUCCUUUACUCACACAGUUCCUUCACAUUAUCUAUUUAGAGAAAUAAUUUUGUAAAAAACGAUGAAGAAGGAUCUCAAUACAAAACAUAUGUCAGACACCUAUUAUUUAUGAAAAACAAUGUUCUGCAAUAUCCAUGUUAAUGUGUUUGUGAUUAUUGACAAUGUUACAGUGUUAACAUGUAGAAUCCACUAGGUGGCGCUCCUCACAUUUCAAAAUGCUGCUGUUUGUCUUGUCAUUUAUAAAGACCAUAUGAAGUCAA
Messenger RNA from Alosa sapidissima (American shad), 2138 nucleotides. Its product is annotated as low-density lipoprotein receptor class A domain-containing protein 3-like. Lineage: Eukaryota; Metazoa; Chordata; Actinopteri; Clupeiformes; Clupeidae. Gene Ontology annotation, molecular function: protein binding. Gene Ontology annotation, biological process: receptor-mediated endocytosis. Gene Ontology annotation, cellular component: plasma membrane. Bases 284 to 1240 code for a protein of 318 amino acids. The transcript has 6 exons. The record is from RefSeq and is a predicted model, not a curated record.